AUGUUAAAGCCUAAGUUCUUUGAACAGACCUAUGGCCAGUCGCAUGUUCUGGGCUUCCCCUUCGGUCGGAUUGUGAACGGCGAGAGCGCGGAUAUCGAAAACUUCCCCUACCAGGUGUCCGUCCAGACGACCAAGGGCUCCCACUUCUGUGGCGGCAGUCUGAUCGAUUCGGAGACCGUUUUGACCGCUGCCCAUUGUAUGCAAUCCUACGCCGCCAGCGAGCUGCAGGUGCGAGUGGGUUCCACUUCCAGGAGCUCCGGUGGUGAGGUGGUCACCGUCCGCGCCUUCAAGUACCACGAGUGCUACAACAGCAAACUGAUGAUCAACGAUGUGGCCAUCAUCAAGCUGAGCUCUCCCGUUCGCCAGACCUCUAAAAUCCGGGCCAUCGAACUGGCCGAUUCCGAGGCCGUUUCCGGAGCCACUGCAGUGGUCACCGGCUGGGGCACCACCUGCUUCCUUUUCUGCUCCUCUCCCGACACCCUUCAGCAGGUGGAGGUGGAUCUGCUGCACUACAAGAACUGUGCCGCCGACACGUACAACUACGGCAGCGACUCGAUCAUGGUCUGUGCCACCGGGGAGAAGAAGGACGCCUGCCAGGGUGAUUCCGGUGGUCCUUUGGUCUCGGGCAACAAGCUUGUGGGCGUGGUGUCCUGGGGCAACGGAUGUGCCUGGACCGGCUACCCCGGCGUCUAUGCCGAUGUCGCCAGCCUGAGGAGCUGGAUCGUUGACACCGCUGACUCGUUGUAAAUGGAAAUAAUAUAAUAUAAUG
Drosophila sechellia is the source of this 769-nucleotide messenger RNA. RefSeq names its product trypsin. Gene Ontology annotation, molecular function: serine-type endopeptidase activity. NCBI's taxonomy places the organism in Eukaryota, Metazoa, Arthropoda, Insecta, Diptera, Drosophilidae. The record is from RefSeq and is a predicted model, not a curated record. Gene Ontology annotation, biological process: proteolysis.